Striga hermonthica is the source of this 693-nucleotide messenger RNA. NCBI's taxonomy places the organism in Eukaryota, Viridiplantae, Streptophyta, Magnoliopsida, Lamiales, Orobanchaceae. The record is from the annotation of a GenBank genome assembly.
AUGGCAGACUCGGCUUACCAAUCUUUUAGGGAUAAAGUCAAUCAAUGCUGCUACGUCUCCUCGUGGCCCCACUUUGAAAGCCUCGACUCCCUCAUCGGCGGCUCCUUCUCCAGUAACACCAAUCUCAACGCACACUCUAGAAUCCUUCGCCGGCGAGUUUUACCUUCUUCGGAACCCUCGUCUCCACCUCUGGAGCCUGUAGUUCAUAACCCGGAUAAAGAUCUAGCCACGAGUCCCUUGCUGAUGCUACCAUGGUUCGUGCCCGUGGGGCCCAGAUCAAAGCGUGCAGGGCCCAACAGCCUUAUUGAGAGGAAUUUCUCGGUGAUGGCAGCAGCAGCAGCAGCAGCGGCACUGAAGCCUGAAAAAGAUGAGGAGGAAGACGAUGAUUGGGAUACGAAUGAGAGAUGGGGUCGACACCUGGCAGUAGUGGGAAGAAAAAGGAAGGGGCCUUCGGAAGAUGGGGAGACCAUCAUCUGCGACGGGUAUAGCAAAUUGGCAGAGGCAAUCGGGAGCCUCGUUAGUGUCGUCACCGUGCCAUCCGACAUCCGCCGUCGCAGACCCGUGCCAUCCGUCUCCGCCUCCGCCUCACCAAGCACCAGGUUCGAGCUUUUUGACGAUGAGGUGGCGCCUGAGAAUGGCGUGAGGUCGAUCAAUGCCGAGCAAGCGAGGGAUAGGAUUGCUACUGCAUCAUGA